Ylistrum balloti is the source of this 4509-nucleotide messenger RNA. Its product is annotated as histone-lysine N-trimethyltransferase SMYD5-like. The transcript is spliced from 12 exons. The record is from RefSeq and is a predicted model, not a curated record. Bases 1 to 1170 code for a protein of 389 amino acids. Lineage: Eukaryota; Metazoa; Mollusca; Bivalvia; Pectinida; Pectinidae. Gene Ontology annotation, molecular function: protein binding; histone H4K20 methyltransferase activity.
AUGGCAGCCUUCAUGACAAGCAACGUGGAAAUUCGGCAAAUUGACUUAAGUAAGGGAAAAGGCCUAUUUGCCACUAAAGAUUUCAAGAAAGGGGAUGUACUAUUUGAAGAAAGGCCCAUUGUAUCCUCUCAGUUUCUGUGGAAUGAAUUUUACAACUAUACAGCAUGUGAAUACUGUCUGAAAUCUUUAGAAACAGCUGAAACACAGUGUCAGCGAUUGACAGAAAACCCAAGUCUAUCCCUGCCAUUCCCUGAGUGUUGUGAAGCUCAGCCAGCCCAGUAUGUCAUGUGUCCACAAUGCCAGGUGGUUUACUGCUGUGAUGGAUGUCGUACUGCGGCAUGGACAGAAUAUCACAGGACAUUAUGUAUGGGGCCAUCAAGACAUGAUGGACACCACCCUCUUGCACAACUUGGAGAGACAUGGAGAAAUAUACACUUUCCUCCAGAGACAUCUAGCAUCAUGCUGUUGGCUAAAAUGAUAGCCAUUGUCAAGCAGAGUGAUGAUGGGAUAUCCAAGUUUUCUCAGUUUGUGAACCUACCUGUAAACAAGGAAGAAGAGAUAGCACAUAAGCUGCUUGGGGAAGACUUCAAGCAACCACUAGAACUGCUUAGACAGAUGGUAACCGAGUGUCUGUUUGAAGAAACUAUCCAGCAGUGGUACACUCCUGAAGGGUUUCGUUCUCUGUUUGCCCUCAUUGGAAUGAAUGGUCAAGGAAUAGGUUCCAGUGCAAUAAGUGUAUGGGUAAAAAACUGUGAGAAACUGCAGUUAUCUGAUGAGGAUAAACAGAGACUUGAUGGCUUAAUAGACCAGAUGUAUGAGGAUCUUGACCGAGUAUCUGGGACGUUUCUGAACUGUGAAGGAUCUGGAUUAUACAGAUUACAAAGUGCAUGCAACCACAGCUGUCUGCCCAAUGCUGAGAUUACCUUUCCACAUAACAAUCACUGCCUGGCAUUAGUAGCAACUGAGGACAUACAGACAGAAGAGGAAAUCUGUAUAAGUUACCUCAAUGAGUGUAACAUUGGUCGUAGCAGACACAGUCGUCAGAAAAUUCUCAGAGAAAAUUACCUGUUCCACUGUGGAUGUACAAGAUGUGCAGCAGAGGCAGAUGAUGAAGAUGUUACGUCAGAGGAGGAGGAAUAUGAUGAAGAGGAUGAGGGGAUGACUGAGUAGAUGUUAACUGAAAGCAGGAGUUUAACAGAGUGUGAGACUCAUUGUUCAUCAGUGUGAGCCUGUUAGGUUCUAGAGCCAGAAGAACAAUUGAGGGCAACAAAUGGGAUGUUAAACACAUCACCUGUCAAGUCUUGGGCCAAUAUAGCAGUCUAGGGUGACAAGUUGGAUGUUGGACACAUAGUCUGUAAAUGUGAUUCUGAUAAACUAGGCCAAAAGAGCCAGUUUUGAAACUUCUCCAAUGGUAACCUGACAAAGGGGCAUUGCAUUGAUAGAAGUAUGGCUGCAUCUGUGAUGCAUGGAGAUGGGGAGACUGUUAUGACACCAACGGCAUCAAAAGAACAGAAGAGAUCUUUAUUCUUUAUCUUUUUUAUCUCCCUUUUUCAUGUGUUCAUCAACAGGACCAGUGAUGAUUUGAACAAUAACUACAGUGAUAUCAUCUGACAGAAAGAAUAUUUGGAUCGUUCAGAAAUUUGCAUUUAGGACAUGCAACAGAAUAAUGCGUGUCAGAAUCAUUGUAGUAAAACAUUGUCAGUCUGGCUCAUCCUUGCAGUCUCUGUGGUUAACUUCAGAGUUAAAUUAAGGGUGUAUGCUGCCAAUAACUCUCCAGUGAAAGUCAAGGGUGUAUGUUUGAAAUAGCUUUCCAUCUAAAGUUAAGGGUGUUUACAGGGAAUAAUUCUCCAUGUAAAGUUGAUGAUGAAUGCUGGCAAGAGAUCGCUAUGGAAAAUUUAGGGUGUAUAUUGGCACUAGGUCUCCAUGGAAUGUUAAAGGUGUAUACUGGCAAUAAAUUUUGAUGUAUAGUUAAGGGUGUAUCCUGGCAAUAAAACUACAAGCUUUAUUAUCUUAAAACAAUUGUAAAGUCAAAUUAAAUAAUAUUUUUCAUGCAUGUUAGGCUCAAUGGAAGCAUUUGGCAGGUCUUUCUGUGGGAAGAGUUAGGUGGUUGGGUGGGUAAAGGCGAGUGCAUUACCACUGCACCAUCAGACUAUUUUUCAUUGAUAUUUUUCUGUCUUGAUAGUUACAUCUCAAUUAAAGUCUGUUCUCUUAAACAUGGUAGCUUUAGCAUAGUCUUUGGUAUUGAUCCUGUCCUUGUGUGACCCAGGCCGUUUUAUUUAUGGGAACGAACCAGUUUGUCCGGUUUCAGAUUUAUGGUAUUAAUCCUGAUGGACCAGAUAAUGUUAAGAAAGAAAUUUGUCAAGACUGGCUGGGAAUCAAAAAGUAAGGUCACAGAUUCAGUCUGUAUAUCAUAAAGAACAACUUAUAUCAAAGCAGUGAAACUGUUUGGGAGAUCACAAUAGCUGAAAUUGCCCUGUAAUAUUUGUUCCACAAGUGUUUGGAGAGUUUGAUUUUCUUUGUACAUUUUUUCAGCUGUGAUACAUAGUUGUGUAUCAUCUAUAAGCUCACUGCUUAUAGUGGCCUUUCAUGUAAGUUCAUUCUAUCCAAGCUGUAACAUAUGUAUACUGUAUGCUUCACUAGUAUGCACCAUUUUAAUAUACUUUUUAUCAUGUAAUUGGCCAGUUAUCUAGUGAAUUUGCCGAUAUAUUUUUGCAUGUAUGUUACAAGUGUAAUAUACCCUGAAUCAUUUUUCAUUGGCUGCACCAGUACGAAAUUGAUAGUGAUUCAUGAUAUUGUGAUAUUGACAAUGAAAUUACGUAAUGAAUUGAAUAUGAUGCAACAAGAUGGCUGCCUCGUCCUUUAUUUUGUCCCCCACACUUUUACUUUGAAACCUGUCAACUUUUCUGAGUUCUGUGAUAAAAUGUAUCUGAAAUGUUUUUUCAUUCCAUUUCAUUUUAUUAAACUCAUUUCGAAAUUUUAUUUUUGCUUGCCAAUUAAGGUAAAAAUAAGACUUUCAAAGACUCACUUCAUAAAACGUGAUAUGAAAUGAAAAUUCUUUAAUAUUAUGUGAAUUUUCUAUAUUGUUGUUACUAUGAGAGGUCAAAGGGUAUGUUCUUAUACAUGUGUUCAUCCUAACUACAAUGUAUAUGGGUAUAAGGUAGAAUUGUAUAUAAUGUAUUUCAACAUUUGUCUCCGAGUUUAUUGUUGCUUUAUCUCCUAUUAACAUCCAAGGUCAUUUAAAGACGUUCCAGGUUUGGUGGUGGAGGAACGCCAGAGUUUCUGGAGAAAAACCACUGACAUGUACCUGGCAAUGGCCCCAUGUAGGCCUUGAACCUGCAACCCAGAGGUGGAGGGCUAGAGAUAAAGAUGGUCAGACACCUUGACCACUCUGCCACUGCCCCCCUAGAAUGUAAUUCAGGUACGAUUGUUAAGUUAGAAUUAGGACAGUGACAGUACAGUCAAUAAUUGGUCUUUAUUACAGAUUUGAAAUAGAAAUGUAUCAAACAUAAGAUGUUUAUCAGUGUUUAUGUGUGAUAAUUAUACCAUGUUAUAAAUUGGUACAUUGUUAUAUUGUAUCAAAUAAAUACUUCAGUAUCAUUUAGGGUUUUUUUACAGCUUUCUUUGAAAACGUUUUUGCUUUGCAUGAAUUCUUUUACUAAGCCCACCAUAUAGAUAAUAAUUGUAAGAUUUGCUUUAUUUUAUAACUUCAAAUCGAGGUGAAGUAACUUUUCUUGUAAAUAGCUCCAUGAAUACACAUCAAUUUGAAUUUGCCCACUGAUAUGAAAAAGUUUGAAGUGUAGAUCAUGCUUUUUUAUAAAAUCAUUAGAGUGGUGCCAGUUUUUUCAGUAGUAUGGGUCAUUACUCAAUUUCUACUUUUAUUUGGUUGUUUUUAAUGGUCUCCUAGAAUUUUGCCAAAUUUUGCGAAACAUUUUGGUCGCUACUCACACGGAAAAUGUUUCAUGUACAACAUUGUUUUCUUGACUUCAUUUUUCAUUACUUACCAAAGUCAUGGUAAAAUAAGAUGGUUUUACUAAGUGAUAAUCUAAGUGUAAUAGAAUCCUUUGUAACAGUUAUGUUAUGAUUAGUCUAAACAAUCAGUACUGGUGGGUAUGGAAAAGGCACCUGAGGAAAUUUUGUCUACGUACUUAUGACUGUGAGCACCAGCUCCCUAUAUUGCUAUGAUGUUACAUUUGGUCAUUGUUAUGAACUGUUACUAUGACUUGUGGUGUUUGUCAUAAUACAGAACAUUUCCAUAGUACAAGAAGAAAAAUGAUUCCAGUUGUUUGUGUGACAGGAAAAAUGACUUUGUCAUAUAAUACAGAAUAUUACAUUGUAUUGUCGCAAUACCAUAAAUAUUUACGAGUAGAAAAAUGAAGUGGUCAUUCAAGUAUGAGUAUAUGGGGCAUUAAUUAAGUAUUAUAGUGACAUCCUAUUACAGUGAGUUGUCCCAUAAAUGUUGAUGACUCCAGUUCUGCAGAUAUUUAUCAUCAAUAAAUUUUUAAGAAUAAG